AUGAAAGCUGAGAGUUCGAAAGUCACCAUGAGACGUCUGUCUCCAGAAACACUCGAACUGAUACACCAGCUUGGAAUCGCACGAGCUCCACGCAAACGCGAACUAACGUCCGGACGUGCAAAACAAUGCAGACAGGCGAUGAAAGAAGAUCAUAAAGAGAGAAGAGCAACAGUAGUGGUCGAAGCUGCAGAGACUGGGAAAAGCAUUCGAAAACUCACCGAAGCUUCGCCAAUUACAGGAGCAAAAUGA
Molecule: messenger RNA, 249 nt
Organism: Angiostrongylus costaricensis
Lineage: Eukaryota; Metazoa; Nematoda; Chromadorea; Rhabditida; Metastrongylidae
Source: the annotation of a GenBank genome assembly